AUGCUAAAUUCUGUAGUUUUCAAUUUGACGCCGGAACAGUUACUUCCCAACGCCCUACGGACCAAGAUUAUCAUCCGCUCGCGGUCUGUAAUUAUUGCGAAACAAUUGAAAUCAGAAAAUUUGAGCAAACUUCUCGACUUUUGGCGUACAGACUUGGUUACACCUCCAAUGGCAGCUGCCAGUGCUUUGCUGGUGCCCCAGGAAUGGAGAUUUCAAAGAAUUCGUGGUUACACUGGCCAAUCGAAGGGCAUGAUGGAAAAGGUCCAAUUACGCUCUUUUAGCAUACCUUCGUCAUCACAUUCUUUGUUAAAUCUUCAGCAAAAGGAUGCUUCAAAUCUCCAUCUCUUAAGGAGUGCACGUGGGAAAUUAAGUCUCAUAUCUACUAGAUGUGAUAUAUUCUUAUGCCAUUCCCUCCUAAAACCAGGUGGAGGGAAUGAGAUUCCUAUUGUGAGAUCAGCUGCUGUGGUGAUUAAAAGAUCAUAUAAUGCUUUUCUUGAAAGACCUAUUGUGCUGCAAUUGGUUCCUGCUGUGGCUAUCAUUGCCUUUGCAGCAUGGGGUAUUGGACCACUCAUGCGACUUGGCAGGAUCCUUUUCCUUCAUAAGAGUGAUAGGAGUUGGGAGAAGAGUAGCACACGUUAUAUGAUGACUUGUUAUUUUCGACCUUUGCUCCUGUGGACGGGAGUGACGCUCAUAUGCAGAGCUUUAAAUCCAGUCAUUCUACCUUCAGUCGCAAGCCAAGCUGUCAAACAACGGCUUUUGAAUUUUGUACGAUCACUAUCUGCUGUCCUAGCCUUUGCCUACUGUCUAUCAAGCUUGAUUCAACAAGUACAAAAUUUCUUUGUGGAGACCAAAGACUCUAGUGCUGCAAGAAAUAUGGGCUUUGAAUUUGCAGGCAAAGCUGUAUACACUGCAGUGUGGGUUGCUGCUGUUUCCUUGUUCAUGGAGUUACUUGGUUUUUCUACCCAGAGAUGGUUAACUGCUGGAGGUCUUGGGACAUUAUUGCUCACUCUUGCUGGUCGUGAGAUACUCACGAAUUUCCUCUCAAGUAUAAUAAUACAUACAACAAGAUCAUUUAUUUUAAAUGAUUGGAUCCAGACAAAGAUUGAAGGCUAUGAAGUUUCGGGUACUGUUGAGCAUGUGGGUUGGUGGUCACCAACAGUUAUACGAGGUGAUGAUCGUGAAGCUAUUCACAUCCCAAAUCAUAGAUUCACCGUUAAUGUGGUAAGGAAUCUAAGCCAGAAGACUCAUUGGCGCAUUAAGACCCAUAUUGCUAUUAAUCACUUGGAUGUGAACAAGAUCAACAAUAUUGUAGCUGAUAUGCGCAAAGUUUUGGCCAAAAAUCCUCAAAUAGAACAGAAAAAAUUACAUAGAAGAGUUUUCCUGGAUAAUAUUGAUCCAGAGAAUCAGGCUCUGUUGAUUAUGGUGUCAUGCUUUGUGAAAACCUCACGUUUUGAAGAAUACUUGUGCGUCAAGGAAGCUGUGUUGUUGGAUCUCCUUCGAGUAGUCAGCCAUCACAAGGCUCGACUAGCCACACCUAUUCGCACAGUGCAGAAAAUAUAUGGUGAGCCCAAUUUGGAGAAUGUGGCAUUUAGUGAGACCAUUUUCACUCGGGCAAGAGCAACAGAUAACCGCUCCCUCCUGUUGAUUGAGCCUUCUUACAAGAUUAAUGGCGAGGAUAAAACCAAGUCUACUACUCGUCCAGCACAAUCUAGUGGAGAGAAAGACACAAAGUUAGGUGUACACUCACCACCAAAUCCCAUGGUUGAUGUGAUGACCGAAUCAACAUUGUCGAAAGAUGGUACCAGAGAGGAUGUCAAUUUAUCAGAGUCAAACUUUGACAAGAAGAAAAUAGCGAAGGUUGCAUCGUCAUCAACUAAUACUACAAUGUCAAAUAUGAAUUCUGAUUCGGUUUCAAGCAGUGUUGGAUUUGUUGGAGAAAAAUUAGGUACAGGAAAUGUUUUAUCGGAGGAUGCUGAGAAAAAGCCUUUUACCGUCCAAGAGUCUGGUGGUGGUAACAUGCACAAAGUUCCAGCAUCAUCACAAGAUGGCGAAAAAUCUAGUCAAUCAUCACCAAUGGGCAGGCCGUCACUUGAAAAUAAUAUUGUCCUCGGUGUUGCUUUAGAAGGAUCAAAGCUAACACUUCCAAUCGAGGAGGAUAUGGAAUCAAAGGAGUUGGCUCCUUGUCGUAAUGGAAAUGGUUCAACAGAAGCAAGUAGCGGUAAGAAAGAUGACAAUAUUACGGUAGUCUCAACUGAUCAGCACAAGAGAGAUGAUUAA
This is a messenger RNA of Fraxinus pennsylvanica, 2277 nucleotides long. The record is from the annotation of a GenBank genome assembly. NCBI's taxonomy places the organism in Eukaryota, Viridiplantae, Streptophyta, Magnoliopsida, Lamiales, Oleaceae.